Molecule: messenger RNA, 216 nt
Organism: Paramecium sonneborni
Lineage: Eukaryota; Ciliophora; Oligohymenophorea; Peniculida; Parameciidae
Source: the annotation of a GenBank genome assembly
AUGUAUCAUUGUGAAGUAAUUUAACUCUAAAAAUUGCAAACUCCAAAAGGACAAAAAUAUGAUCAUAUUAUUUAAGGGUUUGCUAUUGAAGAAAAAAGAGAAAGAUGUUUCAUUAUUAUGCUAUUUGAAGAAACAACUGAUUAAUAAACUCUGCCUAAUAAAAGAAAAUUUGUUCUGAAGUAAAUUUAUUUAAAUAAUUUAGAUGGUUAAAGGUGU